This is a messenger RNA of Echinococcus granulosus, 1227 nucleotides long. Its product is annotated as PQ-loop repeat-containing protein 2. The record is from RefSeq and is a predicted model, not a curated record. NCBI's taxonomy places the organism in Eukaryota, Metazoa, Platyhelminthes, Cestoda, Cyclophyllidea, Taeniidae. Bases 1 to 1227 code for a protein of 408 amino acids. The transcript has 6 exons.
AUGUCGUUUCCCUGCACAUUGUUACUUAUUCGAAGUGAACCGACACCAAUCAAGGCUAACUGUACAGACGGUAUUCAGUGGAUUUGGAUAGUCUUUCGACAGUGCGCUGUAUCUCCACAGGAAAUAGUUGCAGUUACUUUCGGUCUCCUAUCUGCCACCAUAUGGGUCGUAUUUGCGGUUCCUCAAAUCGUAGAGAAUUGCCGCAAAGACUUCGCCACGUCUAUUGAGGUCUCCCUACCGAAUGAUUCUGGGCUCGAUGCGAUUGGUGUCAGUUCUGAACGACCGCCUUCAUCUUCAACAUUGACUGUGUUUUGCCCCUUCGGAUUUCUGUGCUUAAUUGGACCCUUUUGGUUAGCAGGUUCUCCUGAUCACAAGACUCCUUCUUCCAUGUUUCGUCACCUACCCGCCGCUGAGUCAACUCCCAGUCCUGCCUUGCGUUCUGAACCCCUGUUUCCUACUAAUAGUCUGAUCGUUGGGUACGUGCUAGGCUGGAUCUCCGCUUCAAUCUACAUUUCCUCGAGAGUCCCUCAAAUCAUAAAGAAUUGGCGACGUGGCUCAACGGAGGGCCUUAGUCCAGUAACCUUCAUCUUCGCUAUCGUAGGCAACGUUGCGUACGCACUGCAGAUCUUUCUGACUUCCGCUGAGCUCACAUUUAUCAUCCGCGCCCUCCCUUGGCUCUUUGGUUCCCUCGGCGUCGUCCUUUUUGACCUCAUCGGGACAUCUUUCUGUUGCCUUUUGCUACCAGCAUCUAAUGCAAUGGCCUCGAACAAAAGCGGCAGCAGCAAGACGGCACGUGAUCGGGAAGCGGAGUCCUUUCUUCGUGCCGAGAAGCGCAUCUCCUCGAGUUUGUUGGCAGUGCUGCCCGCGACGCUGGUGGGGAGUCGGGUAUGUGUAACCCUCCUUGACGACACACGGAUCACGGGCCUUCUCACCCUCGUCGAUGGCUUCCUCAACCUCCAUCUCGAAAGCGGUGUCACUGUCACUCCCCCUUCUACUCGUCGACGUGCCCCCCCUCUGGUCAACCUUGAAGAAAUAAGCAUAUCAGGAAAACGUGUCCGCUACAUUGAUCUUCCAAAAUCCCUCGAUGUAAAAUCAAGCAUUGCGACGUACUUGAACUCCAUGGAAAUGUGCGAUUCUGAACACCUUCGAAGGCCUCCUAAGGUGGACAAAUACGCUUACUUACGUCAAACUGGUGCAGAAUCCAAUGAUACGGAUGAAGCCUCAUAA